AUGUCAGAUACUCGCUCGCACUGGAAGAAGAUCCUCUAUCCAUCCUCUUCGUCGGGCAAUAUCGAUCCUCCCCAUCUACUCGCAGAUUUAAACAUUAGUAAAGCAUCAUCUUCGAAAUCUACUUCGAAGAUAGAUUCCCUCGGAUUUUUGGACGUUGCCUCCGGAACUGACCCGAUUGUCGA
This is a messenger RNA of Serendipita indica DSM 11827, 182 nucleotides long. The record is from the annotation of a GenBank genome assembly. NCBI's taxonomy places the organism in Eukaryota, Fungi, Basidiomycota, Agaricomycetes, Sebacinales, Serendipitaceae.